AUAGACCUCUAUCCAUGCAGUCAGUGUGAUCAGAGAGCUCUGCACAAUGAAGCCGUCCCCUGACUACCACAAUCUGGCCAGGCUGGCUGUUAUUCAGCAUCUUCGUUCAUAUGGCAUCAAAAUGAAACACUGGAACAGUAAGCAGCGGCCGGAGGCUGGGAAAGUGUCCUCUGGUGCCUCUCAGAGUGGUAACGUCUUUGGAGUACCUAUUCAUUCCAUACCUUAUUUGUUUAUUCCAGAGUAUGGAAACAUUCCAAUGUUCCUUGUUAAUGUGUGUAACUACUUGGAGAGCCAUGCUCACACUGAAGGGCUUUUCAGGAAGUCUGGAUCUGUUGUGCGGCAGAAACUACUAAAGACUAAACUUGAUGGGGGUGAUAAUGACCUCUCAGAUACUCCUCCUUGUGAUGUGGCUGGUAUCCUCAAACAGUUUUUCCGAGAGCUACCAGAACCCAUACUUCCUGCAGAUUUCCAGGAUGCGCUGUGCAAGGCUCAGCAACUGGGCAGUGAUGAGGAGAAGACCUCUGCAACCAUGCUAAUAUCCUGCUUAAUGCCUGAACGGGCAGUUUCUAUCCUGCGUUACUUCUUUAACUUUCUGCAGAAUGUCUCUAUGAGAUCUGACACCAACAGAAUGGACAGCAGCAACCUGGCUGUAAUAUUUGCUCCCAACCUUCUACAGACAGGUGGCAGUGAAAAGAUUUCUGCAAGCACAGAAAAGAAGCUGCGUGUUCAGGCAGCAAUUGUGCGAAUUCUGAUAGAUCAGGCAGCAAAUAUAGGAUGUGUGCCUGAUUUUCUUCUUGAGAAAAUACCAGGCAUGCUGGGAAUGGAUGUUGGCUCUGAUACCCCUGGAGCUGAGCCAUUAGAUGAUGGUGAUGCAGACUCCCCGGGAGAGAGGAAGCGAAGGAGGCGGAGAAGUGUUGGAGAUUUUGUUAGUGGAGCAUUGAAUAAACUUAAAACUAAUAGAACACCUACUUCUACACCCCAGCCAGACAGGACUGUUUUGAGUUCCAUGGUGACACCUUUAAUCCUUACUCCAAGCACCAAAAGAAAGCUUCCUUUGGAUUCGGUGCAGGGAAUUUCGAACAAGAAAAGAAAAUCUAUAAAACAGAACCUUGCUUUUGAGCUGCUACCAAGUAGUCUCUUUGGUGGUGGAUCCACCCCAUCCUCUGUCCGGACCGAAGGAAGCCCUUGUGUUUCAUUUGAAACAUCAGAAAAUUGUUUCUCACCAUCUGUCUCUAGCAGCAAGCGCGUCUCCAGCUCUAGUAACCUAAGACGCAGCAAGAGGUACGAAAACAGGAAAGUACAAAGGGUGGAAUCAGGGAAAACAGGCUGCUUCUCCCCUAAGAUAAGUCGCAAAGAGAUAGUGCGCAGAUCGCUUCGUCUUCGGUUUAGUCUGGGAAAAAGUAGUAAAGAAGUGAACUCAGGUUGUCCUACCAGCAUUCGUUCUCAAAAUGUUGGCUGGAGACUGGCAACCUCACAAGAAUUGCCAGUUUCUGGAAACAAGUUGGAGGAUCACUUUUCUCCAGUUGAAAGUCCAUUUGUAAGUGAAGGUUCAAAGAAAAUAAGCAAAUCUGAAGAAAACUUACUAACACCCAAAAAGUCAGAUGACUCCAAACAUUGCUUGUCCUGGACAGGACCUCUUCCUCUAAGUGAGGCUUGUGAUGAUGGAACACCUUUAUCAGGAUAUCUGUAUGCUGGAAACUGCUAUUCUGAGCCUGUUCUUGUAACUGGGAAACCCCCUGCCAUGCCCAAGGAGAUCAAAUCAGUCACAGACAACUACAGCAAAGAGAGCAACCAGAGAGAAGAUUUGCUGUGUAGAGAUGAGGAAUGUCAAGCAGAGAGCACGGUACGCAGGAUUACGCAAGCAUUUAUAAAAUCCGGGUGUGAUCUAAGUGCAUUUGUUUGUAGCAAGUCUGCAGCAUCAGAACCUCCAGCAUUUAUUUCAGAGCCUCAGACAGACUCUGAAACUUUAGUCACUGGGUCAGCGAUUGACAUUAAUCACAAGACAUGCACAUCUGAGCCACAAACGGAGUGUGACAUUCCGAUCAGGUCAAACAAGGACUGUGAUGGUGACGCCAAUGAGACUUCAUCAGAAGGAAUCUAUCAAGAAGAAAAUGUUGAAAAGCAUUUCCCUGCCCUGGAGACACCAGCUAAGAGCUUGAAAAUGAAUGCAGAUCAUGAGUCACCACAGAUUGUAUUGAAGAUUGUGGAGGAAACCAAUGCUUAUUCUCCGGGCUUGACAGAAAUGUCAUUCCACCAACUGGAAUGUGACGUGCUUGAAUCCAGCAGUGGCAACGCCUCUAUUAAUUUAGACUUUCCAGCUCCUGAAAAGGUUGAGGGCAUGUUAAAAUCAGAAAAUAGUGUGCUAUAUCCAGUGUCUAACAAAGAGAAUUGUUCACUCAUUUCUCAGGACAUUCCCUCAGUACCUGCAUCAGUUCGUAGAACUUGCAGGGUGUCUGAUCACAUACAGCGCUUCAAUAAACUGUGCCUAAAUGACCCCAACGUCCAAAAAGCGAAGUCUCCAAUUAAAUUUCAGCCCCUCAAUUUCAAGUUUCUUAUUGGGGAGAACAGAGAUAUUACACAGCCAUUCUUUGAUUAUGCUGCUGUCUGA
Molecule: messenger RNA, 2608 nt
Organism: Nanorana parkeri
Lineage: Eukaryota; Metazoa; Chordata; Amphibia; Anura; Dicroglossidae
Gene: ARHGAP11A
Product: Rho GTPase activating protein 11A
Exons: 13
Coding region: 47-2608 (853 amino acids)
Biological process (GO): signal transduction
Source: RefSeq, a predicted model, not a curated record